Molecule: messenger RNA, 4068 nt
Organism: Rhipicephalus sanguineus (brown dog tick)
Lineage: Eukaryota; Metazoa; Arthropoda; Arachnida; Ixodida; Ixodidae
Product: serine/threonine-protein kinase 31-like
Exons: 26
Coding region: 141-3755 (1204 amino acids)
Biological process (GO): protein phosphorylation; spermatogenesis
Molecular function (GO): protein kinase activity; RNA binding; ATP binding
Source: RefSeq, a predicted model, not a curated record
GCGGGUUUUGACGACGGCGACGGAUGCUCCUGCGACGGCGCGGCUUUUGUCGCGAGUUACACGCACUGCUAUUUCAGUUUUGCGUGACAGUCUUUCUUUUCUUCUCCUCAAGACCUUAGUCAUUGUUUUUUUUUAAGAUUAUGGCAAAAAAGAAGCCGAUGUUUGACGUCUUUGUUGGCAAUUUGCCUAGCAACGUUACGGAGGCAACACUUGCACCUUUAUUUACCGAAGUUGGUGAAGUGAGCUCUAUAUGGCUGAGUAACUACAAGAAAGGAGGGAAAUCAGCGGUUGUACGCUACUUCUUUGAACUGGAUGCUGAUGCAGCAGUUGCCAAGCGGAACGGGUUUUUAUUCGGAAACAACAAAUUGGAUGUUCAUAGGAUGCAAAGAAGCGCAAGGCCUGGACAGCCAGGAGUGAAUCCUGGGGAAGUUGGUGAAAGUAACAUGGAUCCAGUGAAGAAAGCUGCAACUCUUUCUGCAGUCCUUGGAGCUGCACAGAGCAAGAGGAGUUUCUCUGGAGUUUCUUCAGAUGCCCGUUUUCCUUCAGAAAAAGUAGAAGUAGAGCUUCUAAUAUGUGAAGUCAAAGAUGUGACGUCCUUCUUUGGGCAGCAGCCUACUGAUGCUGACAAAGCCACAGAACUUGGAGUCCAGCUAGCUGAGAUCUGCCCCACAGCUAUGCCUGUGACAAGUCCUGAAUACGACAAGAUCUAUGCUGCCAAGUUUUCUGAAGAUGGUCAAUGGUACCGUUGCAAAAUCGUGCGGAAGAUUGACGAUAGCAAGACUUAUGUUCAAUACCUGGACUAUGGAAACUGUGAGGAAGUAAGGCAUGAGUCAGGCUUGGUAUGCCUUACUGAGGAGCUUGCCCUAAUCCCUCCACUGGCCAUAUUUUGCUGCCUUGAUGGCUUGCAAAGCUUGAGAAGAGACGAUGAUCCUGCUCUUUUUGACAAGGCACUUGUCUUUGUGAAUGAGCUGCUGAGAGACAACAUGGUAAAAGUGGUGACCAGCACCAAAAUUUCUCGGCAAACAACAAACAUGGUAACAAGUUGCUGCCUCGUUGAUUCUGGUGUCGACGUCAUCGAAGAAGUACUGAGUCGAGGCUACGCUAAGACAAUGCAGGCAAGAACUGAAGAUGCAACACCAGUAGGCUGUUCUGGCCUGCAACCAAGUGACGACACUGCAGUACCGUCACGUGCAACUUUUGAGCGUGCAAUAAUGCCUCCAGUAAUGGCACAGUCUCCCAACUGGAAAAACCAACAACAGGUCAAUUCUGCAGACAGCCGUCAUGACCGAGGUUACCAGGCUAUACCUGACUGUAGCAGCUAUUUUGCCCGUGACCCAAACUAUAACUGUGAUCGUGGUUAUAGCAAUGAGCAUAAUUAUCAGCAAGGUUUUGGACGUGGCCUUAAUGGAGGUCGUUCUUAUGUUCCUGAUCAGCAUCGCUCCUACUCGGCACCAUUAUUUAGACCUGAUUAUCCUGGAUGUGAUGGCAUCAAAAAUAACAGCUGGUUUAGGCCUCGUUUCUACCCACGGGAGCAAGCGAUGCCUCAUAGCUCUGGCAGGCAGGCGUGGAUGAUGAACCCCCCUGAACUGCGAAUGGUUCCAGCUCGAAGUAUGCAGCCAGCAACACCUGGAGGAAGUGAUACUUCAGUAGCUGUUGUGAAGCAGCUCAGUGAUGAAAGGAAUUCUUUAAAGUCUCAGCUGAAGACUAUGGAAGAGCGAAUCAAGGUUUUGGAAGCACAAAUAGCUGCAAAUGAUGCUCUUUGCCAUGCCAAAAACGACUGUCUUUCAAAGCUGGCACAUAUUUUUGAGCUUUUGGAAAAAGUGAAGCUUCAGAGAGAGCAGUUUUCAAGUGACCCUGAUGUCAAGGACGUAUUUGAGAUGGCUUUGGAUAUCUAUGACACAUGCCGGCUGAUAGCAGAACCAAAUCAGAGCGUGGACACUGCAGUCACCCGCUAUCAAGGAGCACAGGACGCCAUUCGAAAGUGCAGUGACCUGGACCAGUUGCGUCCACUGAGAGCUGAGCGUGACGCUGCCUCUGAGGAACUCCGGGAGCUGCUGCAAGCUCACGAAUCAAAUGCAAAAGCUGCUGACCAGACAAACAGUAGCAACGUUGUGCACAUAAAAGCUGCCUUAACAGAGCUGAAACAUGCCUAUGGAGAGCUCCUGGAGGUUUCUGGAGGUGCCUCAUUGGACAUUCCGGACGUUCCUUUGACUUUUGAUGAACUAAGCCAGAGCAUUGCGAGAUUGAAGGUGGAUAUAGUGCCAGGCUUCCAGAGGCAGAGGGAGAAGACUGAUGCUGCACGUGCUCAUCUCGUAACUGUCCUUCAAGAACUGCGACAGGCCCUUGGAGGUGUCCAGCCUGAAUCUGGUGGAAAGCAGUUUUCUGUUAGUUGCUUAGAUGAAUCUGUAGAGGACCUUCAGUGCUGUCUCCAGGCAGAAGUGUCUGCAUGCAAUCUGAUAUCCUCUGCCAGCUGUGGGCCUCUUGCUGGUCUUGUUCGGCAGCUGGUGAAUGAACUUCAAAGAACACUAAAUCGUGCAUCUAAUGCUGCUUUCGCACAAGAUCGCUAUAGCAGCCUGCUUAAAGAGCUAGGCUUGGAUUGUUCACAGCAUGGCUCUGAAGAUAGCGAACGAAAAGCCAUGGAAGCCUGCCAGCUACAGCGUAAUUUGCGUAAGCUGAAAUCUGCUUUGCGACACCGUUUGGCUGACCUGGAGGAUGUUGAGCCCUUUGACGAGCUUGAAAGAAACAAGGUUGCUGCAGAUAUCCAUGCUGUGCGUAUCAAGCUUCAAGGCGUCUUCCAUGAAGAGGAGCAGCUUUUGGAUGAAUUGUCUCAUCUACAGAAGCAGCGGUUUCCUGAAUUGGCACUCCUUUAUCCAGAGUUAGAGUUGCCACAGUACCAGAAGCACAAUGGCCUUCUCAAAUCACAGUGGGAGCUCAUAGCUUUCGACACCGAGGCCUAUGGACCACAGCUUAAGACAACAUUCUGCGCAGAGGACAUGACAAUCACUGAGUAUUCAGUAGAUGCACACGAGGACCUGGAUGUGCUCCUCAUGAAGAUUACCCAGUACAGCUAUACCUGUUGCACUCACCUGCUCCGCAUAAGGGCUGUUUUUGUCUCCAAGGACCAGCGCCAUGCCUAUGUGAUGGUUCCUUCUAUGGGGAAGCCUCUGAUGAACCACGGCCAAGCUCUCCUGCCCCAUCUGAAGCUGCUGCAUGACAUCCUAACUGCACUUCAUGUGCUGCAUACUCCUGCUGAGGGCAAACCUUCUCUUGCCCAUGGCCGUGUACACCCUGCCUGGCUUGUAGUGUGUGAUGAUGGCCAGUCCAUGGCACUUGAUCUACCUAACUUCAGUGUCUACAUGCCGGGCAAGAAUCAUCAGCUGCCUGUGGCUGGUGGCAUUGAUUUUACUGCCCCGGAGCUGCGUACUUUCAAUGCUGAGGGUCCAACACCUGCCAGUGACAUGUUUGCUUUUGGGUGCCUGAUUCUAUGGUUGCUGUUUCCUGGAGCUCAGUUUAAGCAUGGAUGCCUGCAAAGCCUUGGACCUGCUGACGAGCAGAUCCGUAGCCGAAAGGAAUUGCCAGCGAUACGUUCCUUGCUAAAAGAAAACCCAAAUGAUCGGCCAACAGCAGCACAGCUUCUGGAGAACCCCAUUUUCGCUGCGUUCAGCAAGAAACUAAACCAGGCCACUGCUGUUUCAACAGCUGCUAAGGCAAAGUUGACAGUGGCUGAAACUCUGAGCCUGCCACUAGAACAGUGAACUGGUGUUUUGUUUUGCAUCAAGGCAUGUUGGUGCUUUGUGUUGUUAUUCACAAUUGUUUUUUAGUGGCUACUAGCUAUCUGUGAUAGUAGGAAGAAACCUUCAAAGCAUUUUUAAGCAACAUUUGUACUUAUUUCGCAGCCUCUUGACGCGUUCAGUCAUUCUAAAAUUUGACAUGCACAGAUGUAAGUCAGAGAAAGAAAGUGUUUAAGCUAACACAAGGUAGCCAUUAGUCGUGUAUGGGUCACAUAUGUACUGCAUUUCUUUUUUGAAAUGAGAGUUUUCAAAAUAAAUGUUACGAGUUUUGCAUGCA